GGCGCAGCGGCGUCGGGCUCCCCGCAACCACCAAACCGAGGCGAGAUUCGUGCGCGAAAGCAGAGAGAGGGGGAGGCCUCCGACGCCAUCGUCGCCGUCGCCAUGGUCAAGAUCAAGAUGCCCGCGCUCUUCCGCCGCCGCAGCGGGUCCAAGUCGCCGCCGCGGUCGCACCAGGCGCAGGCGCAGGCGCAGGCGGCCGACCCCGCGUCGCCGACGCCCGAGGAGGAGAUGGAGCGGGUGUUCCGCAAGUUCGACGCGAACGGCGACGGGCGGAUCUCGCGGUCGGAGCUCGGGGCGCUGUUCGAGAGCCUCGGCCACGCGGCCACCGACGACGAGCUGGCCCGCAUGAUGGCCGAGGCGGACGCCGACGGGGACGGGUUCAUCAGCCUCGACGAGUUCGCCGCUCUCAACGCCACCGCCAACGGCGACGCGGCCGCCGUCGAGGAGGACCUCCGCCACGCCUUCCGGGUCUUCGACGCCGACGGCAACGGCACCAUCUCCGCCGCCGAGCUCGCCCGCGUCCUCCACGGCCUCGGCGAGAAGGCCACAGUCCAGCAGUGCCGCCGCAUGAUCGAGGGCGUCGACCAGAACGGCGACGGCCUCAUCUCCUUCGAGGAAUUCAAGGUCAUGAUGGCCGGCGGCGGCACCUUCGCCAAGAUCGCGUAGCCACCACCCUCCUCUCCUCCUCCUCGUGGAUCAACAACCCAAACCCUCAUUGACCAUUCCUCUCCAUCCAUUCGAGCGUGCCGUGCGCGGCGGAAAUUAAGUGUAUAUACAGCCCGAUCAAAAGACCACCACUAGUAGCUCUAGAUUCUUUCUUUUUACUAAUAAUUGUGAUUCUCGACUACUGCUUUCUUGGUAGAUUGCAAAUUGGAGGCGAAAAGGAAGCAAUUCUGUCCUCUGCUUUUGGGUUUAGACACGCUGAUGCUUUCCCCUUAUUUUUCGACAAGAUGUAAGCGUUUGCGUGGAGUUAAGACUCUUUUGGAUCUUGCAUUCUUGUAUCCAUUGUUCAGAAUCUGGAUAUCCGUAAUCUGAUCUUAAUAUAAUCCCCUAUUUUGUGGGUAUUUAUCUCUC
Molecule: messenger RNA, 1074 nt
Organism: Oryza brachyantha (malo sina)
Lineage: Eukaryota; Viridiplantae; Streptophyta; Magnoliopsida; Poales; Poaceae
Product: probable calcium-binding protein CML10
Exons: 1
Coding region: 103-666 (187 amino acids)
Molecular function (GO): calcium ion binding
Source: RefSeq, a predicted model, not a curated record